Coniophora puteana RWD-64-598 SS2 is the source of this 639-nucleotide messenger RNA. RefSeq lists its product as uncharacterized. Lineage: Eukaryota; Fungi; Basidiomycota; Agaricomycetes; Boletales; Coniophoraceae. Bases 1 to 639 code for a protein of 212 amino acids. The transcript has 3 exons. The record is from RefSeq and is a predicted model, not a curated record.
AUGUCUGCCUUAGACAAAUGCGAAGAGCUUGGCAAGUAUAUGCAGGCACUCCAUGUCGGCGACAGCGCGCAUGUUCCCACGGCGCCUUCAUGGCUGUCGGCUUCCCUUUGUUCCGACGUGCAGCGCGCGAUGGAAGUCAUCGCUGCUGCCGACAAUUGCCUAGUUCUCCUGCAAGGCGACGCAGAAUAUCAUACAACCCACCUUGGGCCUCACCAGCGUGGGACCGAUCCCAACAAAGAAUCCGUGCUCGAGUACCUGAAGCCUCAUCUCACAUAUCCUGAAGGCAGGUGUCCGUGGUCCUCCACCGAUCCUGACCCCAUCACAAAGCGUCUCUGGGCCACGGAACCCUUCAAACUUGCCGAUGCCCUCGGACGCGUGAUCCUCUGGUUCCUCCCCGCGCUUCUGAGCCCUGAGCGACAAGAUCGUAUCGUCGCCGACAUUGAAAACAUCGCCGAGGUGUUGUCGCGCGGGAUGAACAAAGCGCAAGCGGAUGCUGUCCCUGCCACAGUCAAGCAGUGGAGGCGAUCAAAGUUCCUAUUCAAUACUCAGUUAUCGCUGUCACGCGACAACAUCACUGGAUCCAUGGACAUCUCGCCCGGCUGGUACGCCCAAGGGCACGAGACGCCAGCCGCCUCUUGA